UACUUCCUAAAAAAAACUUCAUAGCACUUAAAAGAAAGAAAAAAAUACCAACAUAGAAAUUCUUCAACCAAAAACCAUCCUGCAUCAGAUUCUGAUUCGUGCAAAUUCAGAUCUUGUAUUGCAUUAGUCCCUCCUUAACACCCUGCCAUUUAAGCAAGCUACAGGGAAAUUGGUGAAGUACCAUUACUUUACUUUCCAUCUUCAUAUCUAGAAACAUUUGGAAUGUCAGAACUUCUAUUAUCAUCUCCUGUCAAAAAAGUUGAUGGUAAAAUGUUUCAUCCUACUCCAGUGAGUGUGACCAAUACAAAUUAUCAAGGAACACAACAUUUUGCCAAUAAUAUAAUAUUCCAACAUGAAAAUGCUGCAUUCAAUGAGGAAAUUGAUCCAAUGAUUGAAUACUUAAUCAAUUCAUUCUGGAAGUAUGAACAAGAUCAUUCUGAUAUAUUGGAGAACUCAAUUAUGGAAGAGAGUACCAGAAAUGAAUCUGCUCGUACAAUUUCAAAUUCACAAACACCAAGCGAUAAUCGAAUUGAAACAUAUCUAGGAGCAAAUACUCCUAAUGAUGAUUCAACAGGUCUCACGUUGCACCGGUCUCAUACUAUUGGAUGAAUUUGAUGUUUCAUAUAACAAGGAGAGAAGGAUUUUAUUUGGUGGAAGAUCGCAAGGCAUGAAAAUAUGUCUUAGACUUGAUUUAAUUGUCUUUUUGUUUUCACAUUGGUAGCAAACCUAACGUGCGUCCAAUGUAUAGCUACAUUUUGUAGUUUCGUUAUUUUGGCUUCAACAAUACUUGAGGACAUGAUAAAUUUUUUUUACAGCAAUUCCGAACUACUAGUUAGGUUUGAUCUAGGUUUUCUAUUAAGUUUGGUAAAAUCACAUUGAUCAACCUGAUUUUUAGACUUAAUUUUCAUAUAAAUAUUUACAGGACUAGGA
Cicer arietinum (chickpea) is the source of this 930-nucleotide messenger RNA. NCBI's taxonomy places the organism in Eukaryota, Viridiplantae, Streptophyta, Magnoliopsida, Fabales, Fabaceae. The record is from RefSeq and is a predicted model, not a curated record.